Messenger RNA from Mya arenaria, 488 nucleotides. RefSeq lists its product as uncharacterized. NCBI's taxonomy places the organism in Eukaryota, Metazoa, Mollusca, Bivalvia, Myida, Myidae. Bases 43 to 387 code for a protein of 114 amino acids. The record is from RefSeq and is a predicted model, not a curated record. The transcript is spliced from 5 exons.
UGUAUAGGUUGUGGUGUCAGUGUAACAAGGCUAAAGAACAACAUGGUGUCUGUGAUCGUAUUAGCCGGCUUUGUGGCAUUCGCUUCUGCCUCGACGUUAGGUCCGUGCUAUUAUGAUGGCCAUGAGUACGCGGUCAAUGAGACGAUCACGAUCCCCCACUGCCUCGCCACGAUGACCUGCCUCGGAGAUAACAACUACGGGAACGUCGUCUCCCUAGGAGGCGUGUGUCCGGACAAAAGGGAGACCGAUGGUCAGAGCGGGUGUUUGUAUGAUGGGACCGUGUAUGGAGUGGGGGACAAGAUCAUCAUCCAGCCAUGUCUCGCUGAAAUGACCUGCCUGGGCAAUAACGUCUUAAGUGACCCCGUCGCUGUCAGUGAUUCCUGCUAGACCACAAGAGCAACAACGCCGACAUUUGUUGUUUGCAUUUGUAUUUAUUUUAAUUAUAUUCACUAACAAUAUUGUAGAAUAAAUAACAACAUUAUACACAA